Molecule: messenger RNA, 3844 nt
Organism: Alligator mississippiensis (American alligator)
Lineage: Eukaryota; Metazoa; Chordata; Crocodylia; Alligatoridae
Gene: CPM
Product: carboxypeptidase M
Exons: 8
Coding region: 24-1433 (469 amino acids)
Biological process (GO): proteolysis
Cellular component (GO): cell surface
Molecular function (GO): metallocarboxypeptidase activity; zinc ion binding
Source: RefSeq, a predicted model, not a curated record
UGCGGACACCUCGGCGCGGGGUCAUGCGGGCGGUGGGCGCAGCCGGGCGGGGGGACGAGGGCGCUGCAGUCGGGGCUGUGUCGCCCCUCACCUGUCGCUGCCUCUCUUUGCUGGUCGCGGCCACGCUCCGCCUGGCCCUGCUGGUCCCAUGGGCGGCCGGGCUGAACUUCACGUACCACCACCAGCCGGAGAUGGAAACCUUCCUGCGGGGUGUGCAGGCGCAGCACCCCGGCAUCGCGCACCUGCACAGCGUGGGGCGCUCCGUGCAAGGUAGAAACCUGUGGGUUCUUGUUCUGGGAAGGUGUCCAACCAAACAUAGGAUUGGCAUACCAGAGUUCAAGUAUAUUGCUAAUAUGCAUGGGGAUGAGACAGUUGGGAGGGAAUUGCUGCUUCAUUUAAUACAAUUCCUGGUAGACAAGGAUCAGCAAGACCCAGUCAUCACAAAACUACUCGAUAACACCCGGAUUCAUAUCAUGCCAUCAAUGAAUCCAGAUGGAUUUGAAGCUACAAAAAUACCUAAUUGUUAUUUCUCAAAAGGAAGAUACAAUAUGAAUGAUGAAGAUCUGAACAGGAAUUUCCCUGAUGUCUUCAAAAGUAACUGGGUCCAAACUCAACCAGAGACUGAAGCAGUGAUGAAAUGGAUACAAAAUGAAACAUUUGUUCUUUCAGCUAACUUGCAUGGUGGGGCACUUGUUGGCAGUUACCCAUUUGAUAACGGUUACUCAGAUAUGGUAACUACAAAGCGUUAUAGUGCAACCAAAGAUGAUGAUGUUUUCAGAUACCUUGCAAAAUCCUAUGCUUCCCACCAUGCCACCAUGUCCAGAGGGAUUUCAUGUGGUACUUCAAAUGUGGAAAGCUUUCCAGGUGGUAUUACAAAUGGAUAUGCAUGGUAUCCAUUGGAAGGUGGAAUGCAGGAUUAUAACUAUGUCUGGGGACAGUGUUUUGAAAUUACAUUGGAGCUGUCAUGCUGUAAAUAUCCACCAGAAGGAAAACUGAAGCAGUUCUGGAAUGACAAUAGGGCUUCUUUGAUUGAAUACAUUAAACAAGUUCAUCUGGGUGUUAAAGGUCAAGUUUUCGAUGGGUCUGGAAAACCCAUACCAAAUGCAAUCGUGGAAGCUGAAGGAAGGCAACAUGUGUGUCCUUACAAAACCAACAAAUAUGGAGAAUAUUAUCUUCUUCUCCUGCCUGGAAAAUAUAGAAUUAAUGCUACAGUACCAGGAGUUCCAUCGAAACUGAAGCAACUGGAAGUACCAGACGGGACUGCUAACUUAAGUGCUUUCAAACUUGACUUCACUUUCCUGGAUUUCUUUCAGACACCAAAGGAGCUUUCGUGCCCUACAGAACCUCUUUAUCAGAUCAGUUCUUCAAUAGCUUUCAGACCUACUCUGCUGCUCUUGCCUUUAACAACCCUUUUACGUGCAGUUUUUGAAUAAAGCCAAGAAAGAAUAAAGGAAGAAGUGAGGGCGUGAAGCUUUGCAGAUUAACAUACAAGUGCGUUUUUAAAGCAAAGAAUUGUAUUUGCAAAAGAAUGUAUAUUGUACAAUUGAAUUCCUCAGAUUUUUAAUCAAGUUUACUAUAUUUUUAUAAAAUAUUGGCAGGACAAUCCAAAUAGUUUUGGUAACUUGGUUAUACCAGACUGUACUAUUUUUAUAUUUUUUUUAAUCAGAACUAAUUAUUGUGUAGUUUAUACAACAUAGACUUUACAGAAUGUGAGUACAGAAACUGGGAACUUACUUGUUAAAACUUUUGUACAGUUUGAUAUACAGACAGUACAAAAAGAAAUGAAUUGUAAGUAUUUUUACAUAUACCUCACACAUACUGACUGUGAAACAGUAAUGUGUGCCUGAAAAAUAUUAGUAGGCCCAGCUCUGGUCUUGCACCAGUAAAAAAAAUCAGUGCUAAGUUCACUGAAGUCAUGGGGAGUUACAUGAAUAAAAGAUCUAAAUCAGACGCAGGGGGCAGGUUUACAUCCCUCACUAUAGCAAAGUUACAACUGCGCUGUGAUUUAGUACUUCCUUCUGGAAGUAUUAAAUCACCUCACAGUAACAGCCCGUACUGAGCUGUAUGUGCGGCACAUGCUUAUUUAGCAGCUGUUUAAUUAUAAUGAUGCACUACUGGGGGACUGCAUCGCUAUGACUAAGUAGCUGCUGGUCCUGUGUAGACGCACCCGAGUCUCUAAGGAGACUAUUAUAUACACACACAGACAGGACUGGUUACAGCUUUAAAUUUAAAGAAAAGGGAUAAAUAGCAGAAAGGUGAGUUUUAUGGAGAACGUGUGUAGAGCAAGUGGGAAAGAAACUUGCAAGCCCUUUCUUUAGCCCCCUUUAUUUCAGCACCCUUUCUUAAUCUACCUGCACUGAUAAAGGACACUACAUGUUCAGAAGGAUCUGAGUAUUGUUCCACAUUCUGUUUUUACCAGUUUUUUUUACUGAUAAACUCCCUGAUUUUUUUUUUUUAAGUCAUUAAGGUUUUACCGAUUUAUACCUGUUUUUCAGUUCAAAUCCCUGUUAACUGGCACAAGUGGGAAAUAGCCCAUUCCCCACCUGUGCGGGUUAACAAGGAUUUGAACUGGAAAACAGGUGGUACUGGUAAGCUGAAAGUGCUGCUGUGCCUGUUACUUGAGGCACAGGUUUCUGGCUGGAUGUUGGGGGGGAGGAGGGCGGUGGCUGCAUGCGGAGCAGGGGCAGAGGGCUGGCGGUGGCUGGGGGAGGGUGGCUGGAGGCAUGGGGCUCUUGGUUCUGACCCCAGGUGGAGCGGGCUAGCCCGUGGGAAUCUCUCCCAGGGCAGGAGGGUCCAAGCUGCAUGCUGGUGGCUCUGGCUUCAGCCCUGCCCUGGGCGCUGGGAGCUGCAGGCCCUCCCAGGGUGGGGCAGACAGGAGGGGAGAGGCACGAAAGCAGCCAGGGAAGAAAGGCAGGGUGCGACACCAUGUGCUUCUUGCCACUGAUCCAGCGGCAUGGGCCUCCUGAGAAGAGCCCGGCAUAGCCCCUUAAGCCACAGCCCUCCCAGGGGAUGUAUAGCAGCCUCGACCCUGCACCCACCUACAGCUCCCCCCGCUUUGCUCCCUGCUGCAGCCCCAGGAAUGGCUGAUGGGCUGGGCUGGGUCCCUCCCCCCACCCCUUCCCUAGUCCCAGCCUUACCCCCCCCCCCCCCCCCGCUAAUUUUUCCCCAAUUUAAUUUUUUUUUUUUUUUUUUUUUUUUUUUUUUACUUCUUUUUAUCCUGAUGUCAAGCAGGUUUUUGUUUUUAAGAUAAAUUAGGGAAUUUUUCAGGGUUUUUUGUUUUUUUUUUUAAUAAAAACUGAGACUGUGGAACACUAUGACCAUGCAAUACCAUGGACUUUAAUUUUUAUUCUUCUGUGGGAAGGAGGUCACUACAGUUCUAUAAAGUUGAUUUAGUUAACUGAAUUGGCUAACUUUAUCUUGCCAAUUUUGUACAUUGAUAUUAGUACUUACAUCAAACUUCAAGUUGAGCAAUUAGUUUAGCUGUCUUUUUCUUACAUUACUUCCAACCAUGUUUCACAACCUUACUGCUAUUAACACAGUUGUCUAGUUGGCUCUUUUUCUGAUUGUACUUUAGAGCAUAGAAGUCUACUGUUAUCUCAUUAUAUAAAAUGGAGUGUCACAGGUAUGAAUUAUAACAGGGCCUUUGACAAGUUUCUUAUGAAAUAUACACUAUUUACCACACUGUUCACUAGCAGUGUCAUUGUAUUUGGGAUUGCCUGUGCAAUUAAUGUGUGUUCACAGCAAACCAAGACCUGUAGCAUUAAUUAUUUAUGUACCUAUUUUCUGGUAGUCUGCUUCACAUAAUCUUACUUUAGGCCAAAUAAACUCCAAACCAAAGGCUGAA